Molecule: messenger RNA, 3217 nt
Organism: Sphaerulina musiva SO2202
Lineage: Eukaryota; Fungi; Ascomycota; Dothideomycetes; Mycosphaerellales; Mycosphaerellaceae
Exons: 3
Coding region: 182-3022 (946 amino acids)
Biological process (GO): regulation of DNA-templated transcription
Cellular component (GO): RSF complex
Source: RefSeq, a predicted model, not a curated record
CGAACACCUCCCGUCACCCCCAUGCUCGCACUGCACUGGCUGCUCAACACAGUCACCGCCGUUCCUCGUCCAUCUCCACCUUAUCCUUCCCAAAGACUAUCCCCGAGCACUGCCAUCCUCCUUCAGCAUCACGCCCACUGGACAUUUCCGCGACUCGCCCGCAGGCGCGAGGGCUGCCAUUAUGCCUCGAUAUAAGCGCACCGCCGAGACUGCGCAGCUCGAGAAGGCGCUGGAGCCGACUAUUGCGCCAGAGACACAGGCAAUGCGCGCGACGCUGCGGAACAUGUGGGAGUUUGCCAGCCUGAUGCAGUACAUUUUCUUGUUUGGACAUGUGGUCAAGAUCGACGACGACCUCGACAUUGAGGACCUGGAGCACGAGUGCCUGCAGCCCACUCCAAGUGAGAAGCUGGCCCGCAUUGGGCUGCAGCUUCUCAAAUACGUGUCGUCGCACCGCGGCCUGACGCUCGAAAUAUUCGACGAAUACACGCGCCGCCAGUAUCUCGCCAAGGCACCACAUCGCAAUCCCUUUGGCGAUGAUGAGGAGCCAACCAAAUUCAACGACUUGGACAUCUACACUCGUGUGAAAGUGUUGCAGCAACUGAGUGUGUGGACCUUGGGCAAUGCGGAGCGUAUACGAGGCAUGAUGCCUCAAGAGGAGGAUCAUCUCAGCUGGCGCAUCGAACCCCUAGGCUGGGACAAGGAAGACCGCUCGUAUUAUGUGCUGGACGACAAUAGACUGUACCGACGCACCGAUGAGCCGCCACCGCCGCCAACGCCACAGCCCAAGAUCAAGGCCAAGAGUGCCAGCAAAUCGAAGAGAAAGACGCCCUCUAGGGGCACACGCGCAAGUAAGCGGAGAAAGCUUGAGGAGAGCGAAGAUGAAGAGCUUGAGGAGCAGCCCGAAGCAGAUAACACCGCGAUCGAAGACACACUGAUGACCAACGGCGGCGACGAGACUGCGCCCGAGGACCCGGAUAGCGCUGGCUAUGGCUUUACAAGGAAAACGUGGGAGUUGGUGGCCGUGACGCUGGAGGAGUACCAGGAAUUCAUGGCUAGCAUCUUCCGAUCCCGCGAUCCCAACGAAAAGCAGCUUCGUGCAACCAUUGAAGAGGACGUUAUGCCCAUCAUCGAGAAGCGAGCAGAAGCGUUACAGGCAAAGCGGAUGAAGAAAGUUCGCGAGCUCGAAAAUCUCCAGAAGAUGGCGACUGCCAAGCGAUCUUCAAGAUUAGCAGACAAGGCAGACAAGGAAGCCGAGGCGCGGAAAGAGCGUGAAGCGCAAGAGCAGAGACAGCACGAGCUCAAACUGGCGCGCGAGGAGCAGGAGAGACAGAAACGUAUCGAGGAAGGCCACGAGUCGAGACGUCUUACACGAGAGCAGCGUGUGCGAGAGCGAGAAGCAAAACGCAUCCUGCACGAAGAGGAGUUAGCGAGGCUAGAGGCGGAAGGCGAACGCGCCGGAUCACAAGACGUACCAAACGAUGAUGCUGAUGCUGAUGCGAAGCGCGCCUCUGGACGCCAGAGACAAACGCAGCGCGAAAAACACAAGAAAGAACUCGAAAAACUUGCCGCAGAGGAUGGCAGCUGGUAUUUCGACUGCUCAGUAUGUGGACAGCACGGCGAGAACAUGGAUGAUGGAUCGCACAGUAUAGCAUGCGACAGGUGCAAUGUUUGGCAACACAGCAAGUGUCAUGGAUACACGCCCAAGCAGGCUGAGCAGGAGACGUUCACCUUCAUCUGCGGGACGUGCAAGCGGAAAGAAGCGGAUGCUCAGAAGCCCAAGAUUCCACCGCUGAAGCUGCACAAUCGAUCGAGUGAUACUCCCGAAACUCAGAAGAGUGGCAGCCGCCCAGUCACAGCGAAUGGGCAGCAUAUGCAGCAGCUGUACACUUCGUACUAUCCAGGUACUGGACCACAAAAUACAGCUGACUACCAAAAGUCGCCUCCUGCGCAGAUGCAGACCCAGAUACAAGAGACUGCGGGAUAUAGGUAUCCGCCAGUCAGCAAUUUUGCACCACGAUCUGUGCAAGUACCGCAGAGCAACGGCCAGCCGAAUGGCCCACGUUCCCAAGCUCAGCUGCCAUUGACGAACGGAAACGGACAGCGAGCACCAUCGCAUCACCAGCAGCAUCAGUACGCGCAUAAUAGCGCUAUCGCCACUGCAGGUGGCCAUCCGCCGCAGGCCCAGCAUAUGUUUCCGCAUCAACAACAGCACUCGCAUAACCCGCAACAGUGGCAACAUUAUCAGCAGCCUAACGAGAACUUGCACAUGCAGCAGAGGCCAGGUUCUUCCCAAUUGAUGAACGGCUUCCAGUCGCCCAGCAAAGCAGCAGCGAAGCCACCUUCACCUUCUCCGAACCAGCUCAACAUGGCGGCACCAUCCUACACACCACAGCCGCAGUGGCAACCUCAGCAUCCCUACCAGCCACCACAGCAAAUGCAAACGAAUAACUUUGCACAGCAGAUGCAGCGAAGUCCUGAUCUGGCACCCCCUCCGAUACAACGACAGCAACAAUCUCCCGUCAAGUCUUCGCCACCACGAUCAGCUCAUCUUCCCAUGUCCUCUGCUGUGGCCAAUUACCAGCAACAUUAUGCGUCUCACGUGCAAACGCCGCAGAUGCGUGAAUCUCAUGCGAAUGGAGCCUCUCCGAAUGCCACUCAGGUUGCUGUCGACGGCAUGAGUGGCCCAUGGCCUUCGAGAUCGAACGACAUACCUCGAAAGCAUGAUCAGCCUCAGAGCCCUGUGCCCCCUCCCUUGGCACAACGAGUGGGCGACCAAAGGGUACUCCCUCCAGUCACGCCACUUGCGCCAAGUCCUGGCCAGCAGUCGGCGACAGCAGCAAGCAGCGUUCCGGUGAAGAAGAUGCAGUUGUCGCCAGUGAUGUCGAGUGCUGAGUCGGUCGGCCUCCCACCAGUUCUGUCGCCCCCAGCACCCAUCAUCCGGCCCCAGAUCCAGGCUCAACCUCCACCUACACCAGUAACGGUCCACACGCAACCAGGCGCUAUGCAUGAGACGAAGGAAUGAGCGUGGCGGUCUUGGGGACGUGUCUUGGGGACGUGUCUUGGGGACGUGUCUUGGGGACGUGUCUUGGAGACGUGUCUUGGGGACGUGUUUUGGCACUACACGUUGGCUAUUGUCUUGAGGCUUGUCGGAAGGAAGAUGAGAGCUAGAUGAUGCCAGCGACAGGAGUAGAUAAGUCCUUGUAUAACAGGAUUCAGC